ACCACUCUCUCUCUCUCUCUCUCUCUCUCUCUCUUACACACAACAAAACACAAACACACUCAUCAUCUUCACCUUUUACAACUUACACAAAAACUCUCCACCUUUUCUCGGGUUUCUGGAGUUUGAGGCUUAUAAUAGUAGCUUUUAGGGUCCGAUCCAAACGAUUCCAACCCCUCGCCGUCCGAUUCCUCUCCUCACAAUCUCAGCCGUUCCUUCACCAUGUCUUCGCUAUUAACUUCGAACCCCUUCAGCGUGGUCGUUUCCGCCAUGCCAUGCUAUGUAGUUACUUGAACUCGUUUUCGUGUGUAAAAUUUUCAACUCCUGAAUCGAUCUGCGUUUAACAAAGCUGAGAUCUUUUUUGAUUUUUUGGCCCACCCAUGAUGGAGGAACGGAACGUGAAGAGGCACCGCGUGGUUGACAUGGUCCUUGACUGUGUUAUACCUUACAUCGACGACCCAAAAGACCGUGACGCUGUUUCUCAGGUGUGUCGGCAGUGGUAUGAGCUCGACUCGUUGACCCGGAAGCACGUGACGAUUGCUCUCUGUUACACCACCACGCCGGACCGCCUCCGACGGCGGUUCCCGCACCUGGAGUCGCUGAAGCUGAAGGGGAAACCAAGGGCUGCAAUGUUCAACUUGAUACCUGAGGAUUGGGGAGGUCACGUGACACCUUGGGUUAGAGAGAUUUCUCAGUAUUUUGAUUGCCUCAAGAGUCUCCAUUUUCGCCGUAUGAUUGUUAGGGAUUCAGAUCUUCAGCUUCUUGCACGCUCACGUGGUGAUGUGCUUCAUGCUCUUAAGCUUGAUAAGUGUUCUGGGUUUUCCACUGAUGGCCUUUACUAUGUUGGUCGAUUUUGCAGGGAAAAAAUUUCAUAUUAUGGAAUUCUCAAGAAUUUAAGAGUUUUGUUUUUAGAGGAAAGCUCAAUUGUUGAGAACAAUGGUCAAUGGCUACAUGAGCUUGCUUUGAAUAAUACAGUUCUUGAGACACUGAAUUUUUACUUGACAGAUAUUGCUGAUAUCAAAAUUCAAGACCUAGAACUUUUAGCCAUAAAUUGCCCCAACUUAGUGUCUGUGAAAUUUACUGAUUGUGAAAUCUUGGAUCUAGUGAACUUCUUCCGAUAUGCAUCUGCUCUAGAAGAAUUUUGUGGAGGUACCUACAAUGAAGAACCAGAUAAGUACUCUGCUAUGACGUUACCAGCGAAGUUAUGUCGAUUGGGUUUAACAUAUAUUGGAAAGAAUGAGUUGCCAAUAGUGUUCAUGUUCGCAGCUGUACUAAAAAAAUUGGAUCUCCUCUAUGCCAUGCUGGAUACAGAGGAUCAUUGUAUGUUAAUCGAAAGGUGCCCAAAUUUGGAAGUCCUUGAGUCAAGGAAUGUAAUUGGAGAUAGAGGUUUAGAAGUUCUUGGUCGCUGUUGUAGGAAGCUAAAAAGACUUAGGAUUGAAAGAGGUGAUGAUGAUCAAGGAAUGGAGGAUGAAGAAGGUACUGUUUCCCACAGAGGGUUAAUUGCUUUGUCACAGGGCUGCACAGAACUUGAAUAUUUGGCUGUUUACGUAUCCGAUAUAACAAAUGCAUCUCUGGAACAUAUCGGUGCUCACUUGAAAAACCUCUGUGAUUUUCGCCUUGUCUUGCUUGAUCAUGAAGAGAAAAUAACCGAUUUGCCACUUGACAAUGGAGUUCGAGCUUUACUGAGGGGUUGUGAGAAGCUUAAUAGGUUUGCUCUCUAUCUCCGGCGCGGUGGCUUGACUGAUGUAGGUCUUGGUUACAUUGGACAAUACAGCCAGAAUGUGAGAUGGAUGCUACUUGGUUACGUGGGGGAGUCUGAUGCAGGGCUUUUGGAGUUCUCUAGGGGAUGUCCUAGUCUUCAGAAACUUGAAAUGAGAGGAUGUUCCUUUUUCAGUGAGUAUGCACUAGCUGUUGCUGCAACACAAUUGACAUCUCUAAGGUACUUGUGGGUGCAAGGGUAUGGUGCAUCUCCAUCUGGACGUGAUCUUUUGGCAAUGGUUCGUCCCUUUUGGAAUAUUGAGUUGAUUCCUUCUAGACGUGUGGCUAUUAAUAAUGAUCCUGAAGAGCCUGUAAUUGUUGAGCAUCCAGCUCAUAUUCUUGCAUAUUACUCUCUUGCUGGACAAAGAUCAGAUUUUCCAGAUACUGUUGUACCUUUGGACCCUGCCACAUAUGUUGACGCCUAGAGUUGUAUAUAUACCAAUUUUUUGUUGCUCCCUCUUUCAUCAAAAUCUUGUUUGUAAGUUCUUGCUGUAUUUGUAGUUCAGGGUUUUUCAUUUUUUCUUUGCAAUUCUCUAGACAAUAAUAGUCUUGUAAUAAGCUUGUGUUUUCAUUUGUAAUUCAAAAACGCUUCUACCUACUCACGCAAUUUGCUACCUUUAAAACUGACGAUUCUC
Messenger RNA from Gastrolobium bilobum, 2390 nucleotides. RefSeq names its product coronatine-insensitive protein 1-like. The transcript is spliced from 4 exons. Gene Ontology annotation, biological process: SCF-dependent proteasomal ubiquitin-dependent protein catabolic process. NCBI's taxonomy places the organism in Eukaryota, Viridiplantae, Streptophyta, Magnoliopsida, Fabales, Fabaceae. The record is from RefSeq and is a predicted model, not a curated record. Gene Ontology annotation, cellular component: SCF ubiquitin ligase complex. The coding region runs from base 378 to 2180 and encodes 600 amino acids.